Messenger RNA from Leopardus geoffroyi (Geoffroy's cat), 2702 nucleotides. It is a transcript of the gene MRPS31, whose product is annotated as mitochondrial ribosomal protein S31. Lineage: Eukaryota; Metazoa; Chordata; Mammalia; Carnivora; Felidae. The coding region runs from base 97 to 1260 and encodes 387 amino acids. Gene Ontology annotation, molecular function: structural constituent of ribosome. The record is from RefSeq and is a predicted model, not a curated record. Gene Ontology annotation, cellular component: mitochondrial small ribosomal subunit. The transcript is spliced from 8 exons.
AGCGCCAGGCUGGGGAACGGAAGAGAGGGCGAGGGAUGUGUUUAGCAGAGGGACCCGCCACUCCGUUGUGUGUGCGAUUGUGUUUGCUUCUUGGCGAUGUUUCCAAGAGUCUCCGCGAUCAUACCUCUUCGCCUCCUCUCCCCCUUUCCUUUAUGCCCUGGAGGCUCAGAGGCACCGGCGGCUGCGAUUGUGCGACUCGGUGCUCCGCACGGAACGGUCAGAACAAAAAAUGAAGUCCACCGAUAUUUUGGCACGAACAACAUGCUCUGUAACAAGAAAGAUGAGCAGUCUGCUCCAACACGUGAUAUUUCCAAGGAAACAGAGACCCAAGAGAGUGUGAAGGAGAACACAAAAAAAGACUUGUUAGGUAUUAUUAAGGGUAUGCGAGUUGAAUUAAGCACAGCCAAAGUACAAACAUCAAGGCCACCCAAUAGAAGACAACUUAAGAGUAUAGAGGCUACAACUGGCAGGCUUCACAAAGUUCCGGAAGAUGCCCCAAAAAAGAGAACCAAGUCCCUGAGUCCUGAGUUGGUAGCAGCCGCAGCUGCUGUUGCAGAUGUUCUCCCGUUUGAUAAGCAGAUGACCAAGUCAGAGCUGCUCAGGCAGCUCCAGCAGCACGAGGAAGUCUCAAAGGCACAGAAGGAUGGAGAGAGAGCUAAAAUUAGUGUCAGUAACAUAAUAUCAGAUAUGAAAAUUGCCAAAUCUUCCACAGCUAGAGUUAGUACAAGACCAGUGCAUCAAAUUCAGUUUGAUGAAGGAUCUAACGAUUACGUGGGCCAGAAGAAGACCAAUGAUCUUAAAAAAAGCCUUAGGAAAAAUAUACUCAAGGGGAAGAGACUUAAUAUUUUUGACCUUAAGGCCGUUACUGAAGAGGCACCCGAAACAGAGACAGCACCUUCACUUUGGGAUGUGGAAUUUGCUAAGCAGUUAGCUGAGGUAAAUGAACAGCCCCUUCAGAAUGGUUUUGAGGAGAUGAUCCAGUGGACCAAAGAGGGGAAACUGUGGGAGUUUCCGAUUAACAACGAAGCAGGUUUUGAUGAUGAUGGUUCAGAAUUUCAUGAACAUGUCUUUCUGGAUAAAUAUCUGGAAGAUUUUCCAAAACAAGGACCAAUUCGCCACUUCAUGGAGCUGGUGACCUGUGGCCUUUCCAAAAAUCCAUAUCUGAGUGUUAAACAGAAGGUUGAACAUAUAGAGUGGUUUAGAAAUUAUUUUAAUGAAAAACAAGACAUUCUAAAAGAAAGUGGCAUACAGUUCAAUUGAAGACCACGGAAAUUUUUGUUUCAAGCUGGAGCCCUUUAGGUCUUCAUGCCAAAGUUAGAACUGUUUAUUUUUCUAUUACGGUGCUUAGCAGUGUGACUCAAUUUCAUACAACUCAAAGGAUUGAAGAUGCUAAAAGACUCAAAACCAGAAUUUAGUUUACAGCAGCCCCAGCCUAGUAGUGUUUCAGGCCCCCAGCAAAUGAAAAUCCUGUGAAGGAACCCAUCAUAAACUCAGGAUUCAAAUUAUAAAACAUAUAAGGAAACAAAGCAGCGUGAUUGCACACAAGCAGAAACAGAUAACAAAAGCAGACUUUGUAAAGCCUUUAAAUAUUCAUACUAUGAACUAUAUAUAAGAAAGUAUAGAGCAAGAGACGAAAGUGAUUGGAUUUUGGAAAAAAAAUUUAGUGAAGAAGUGUAACAACAGAUUAGAUACUGGAAAACAGAUCUCAAGAAAUCCGUAUGUAGUAGAGAGAAGAAAAGAGAAAAGUAUGAAAGCAAGGUAAAGAUUGGUAUAAGAAGGCAACAUUUGUUAGGCACCUGGCUGGCUCAGUCAGUAAGUAGAGCAUGCGACUCCUGAUCUCAGUUCAAGGCCCAUGUUGGGCAUGGAGCCUACUUUUAAAAAAGUAAAAAAAAGUAAUAUUUGUGCAAUCAGAUUUCCAGAAGGAGGAAAAAAAGAAGAAAUGGGUCAGAAUUCGUCUUUGGAUAGUUCAUGGAUGCAAAAUUUUUACAAUUUAUGAGACAUCAGUUCACAGUGGAGUGUGGAGAGAACCUGAGAUUUGCUUCUAGCAAAUAGACUAUGGUAAAGGUGACUCCCUUCGUUGGCUUAUGUUCUGUGGCAAAAGCGAAAGAAUUAGUCACUCUUGUGAUUAUAGUACAUUACGUAAGACUCCUUGUUAGCCAACUGGGUAAGAAUUCUACUGGCUUUGAAGAAGCUGCCAUAUCGUGAAAAGGCCUAUGCAUGGGCCACAUGGCGGGGAACUGCAGGGCCACCAGGAGCUGGGAGCAACCUCCCGCUGACAGCCUGCCACGAAAUGGGGAUCUCCGUUCUACAGCUUCCAAUAACAAUUCUACCAAUAACCGUGGAAGAGGACCCUAAGCUCUGCAAAGGCACACAGCCUAGCUGACGCCUGGCUUGCAGCCUUGUGAAACUUUGAAGAGAGACCCAGCUGAGUGACCCACAGAAACUGGGAGAUAAUGUGCAUGUUGUUGUAAGCCACUAAGUUUGACGUUGUCAUACAUCAGUGGAAAAUUGAUACAGAAGAGGAGAAACGAAAUUGUCAGUAUGAUUCUGUGGAAAAAAAGAAUCUAUAAAUUAUAAGAACUAAUAGAACUUAGCAAGUUUGCAGCUGCGUUUCUACAUGCCAGCAACAGAUAAAAUGUGAUUUAGAAGAUACUGUUUAUAGUAGCAUCAAAAGUGUAAAUGAAUAAAAUCUUAGAUAUGUA